This is a messenger RNA of Oreochromis niloticus (Nile tilapia), 2192 nucleotides long. RefSeq names its product programmed cell death 1 ligand 1. Gene Ontology annotation, biological process: T cell costimulation; negative regulation of T cell proliferation; immune response. The transcript is spliced from 3 exons. Gene Ontology annotation, cellular component: external side of plasma membrane. The record is from RefSeq and is a predicted model, not a curated record. Lineage: Eukaryota; Metazoa; Chordata; Actinopteri; Cichliformes; Cichlidae. The coding region runs from base 242 to 670 and encodes 142 amino acids.
AUUCAACUAAACAGCCAAAGUUUCCGAGGUUCUUUAAAUGCACCACAAACCGCAGAGUCCGAGUGAGCCGCUGAAAGUCAGAUCUGUUCUUCAAAGCAGACUUUCAGCUUUAUUUCAAGCUUAAAUGUAACCUGAUGUAGUCAGUAUUUAAAGUCAGGCUCUGUUAUUGACUGAAAACAGCGACAGACUCAGACAUUUAGAACAAACUAAGAGUUGGAUCAGCACAAAUACUGACACAGAGAUGGCUGCUGGCACUGCGCUGCUCUGCUCCACUUUGCUGUUUGUCCAUGUCUUCGUCUCUGCAGAUCAGAAAACCAUCACAGCUGAGUCUGGACAGGACGUAAUUCUGCCAUGUCGAGCUCCAAACAACAACAUCUUCACUCUAGAGUGGGAGAGAGCUGACCUGAAGUCAGGAAAUGUUCUUUUCCGAGUUGGUUGUGACAUUAUUCUAGAUGACCAGCAUCCAUCUUUUAAGAACCGGGUGGAUCUGCAGGACAGACAGAUGAAAGAUGGAGACGUGUCUUUGAUUCUGAAGGAUGUGACGAUUAAUGACGCUGGAACAUAUGAGUGUCAUGUCCUCAUGGAAGAAGCACACUCAUUCAAACACAGCUUCAUUAAACUGGUUGUUGUUCCUCCAGGUCAGACAGGAGGAGACAAAACUGAACUGUGAGUCAGACGAUCUGAGGACAUAAGUGUGCUCUCCUGAACAUCCAGCACACGACUCUGAUGAUCAUCAUGUUCAGACUCAGACCAACAGUGUGUGUCUGUGCUGUCUGUCAGUGACUCUGAACUACAGUUUAUUCAUCUUCAGGCUGUUCAUGAGAUUUACUGACACAAAGUCAAACUGUGUUACAAACACACAUGAAUUUCUGAGCUCUGAUCUCAGAGUCAGUGAGUGUUUUUGUGUUGGAGCUUCAGGUUCAGAAAAUUAACUCUUUUAUGUUGGUGUGAUUUUAUUAAUUAACUUCAUGUGACUUUUUACUCCUUAAGUACAGUCCACUGGAAAACAGUUUGUAUAAAAAUCUUCUCUUUGACUGACAUUUUUUUAGUUUGUAAAUCCAUCUUAUCAAAUUUAAUAGAUUUUACAAACUGUUAUAAUCUCAGGUAUUUCGCUCUCCUUGAUUCUGCACUGAGAAGUUUGACAACCUCUUCAACUUUUCUUUAACCUGACACACUGUUCAGGUCAGAUUUGACCUGCUUUGACCUUUGACACCAGCAAAACAUCCUAAACAACUUUGUUGGGUUGAAACCUGAUUACUUUUCAUAAACAGACCCAUAAUACUCAAAAAUAUGAAACAUAUUUUCACAUUUUAUACUGUUGUAUAGAUGAUACAAACUUUUGUACACCGACGCUCUUUUGGGUGAAAUUUGACUUAUAUCUGUUCAGAUGGAUUUUCAGAUCCACCAGUUUGGCUCAAAUUAGAAACAUUGUGAUUUUAGGGAAAAUUGCCACUCAUAAUGUAUAAAUGUACACAUCAUGUUUGUGUGGAUUUGUAGUGAGACAGCGGUGUCGGAGGUCAAAGGGCACAGUCAUUCUGUUGCCCACAGAAACUCCUGUGAAUUACUAAAGUAACAAAUGGAGCACAUGAGGAACAGAGGUCAUAAAUGUAUCUCCUGAAGUGGGAUUCUGGGUCUCUGACUUCCUCCCACAGUCUAAAGACAUUAAUGGCUGUUUCUUAUUUAGCCGUGUAUAUUGUGUGUGAAUGUGCUGUAUGUGGUUCAUACAGAACUUUAUGGUCGGUAACACUAACAUAUAAACAUGAUUACAUUACAUUAGCACAUGAAAGAACAGCAGCAUUAAUCACUCCAGCAGAGAGGACAGUGUUUAAUCAGCAGUCAGUGUGAUGAACUGAUGCUCUGUUCUCUGGUCUGACCAAAGCUUUAACUCCAAACAUCUCUCCACUGUUAGAGCUUCUGCACUCACUGUUUCAGGUUCAAAUCAUGGUUCUUAUUUUUAUGUCCUGACGGUGUGACGCCUCCACCUACAUCACUGAACUGCUCCACUCCUGUACUCUUCUCUCUGUGGCCUUCUUGAAACUUGGUGUUUGUGGUGUUUUUCUCAGUUCAUGUGUGCCUUAUAAGAGUUUGUUUUUUAAAGACAAUGACAAUCAGUGAAUUUCUUCUGUGAUUGAAUGAAAUAUGAGCACUGUGUGUGUAUGUGUUAAUAAAGAUUUACAUGUAUACCUGUUGAA